Messenger RNA from Chlorocebus sabaeus (green monkey), 7124 nucleotides. RefSeq names its product ARF like GTPase 5B (gene ARL5B). NCBI's taxonomy places the organism in Eukaryota, Metazoa, Chordata, Mammalia, Primates, Cercopithecidae. The record is from RefSeq and is a predicted model, not a curated record. Gene Ontology annotation, molecular function: GTP binding; GTPase activity.
GGGGACUACGGGUCGGCGUUGGGCUCAGUGGGCUCGAAACAAAGGGCUAUCCGGUGGGGACUCGCCGCGGCGCUUUUUGACGGGUCAGGUCGAGGCUUCUCGGCCUAGCAGUGCCCUCGCUGCGCGAUCUCAGGCGGGUUCUCCUCGGCUCCCUGCAGCCCGUGCCGCGGUGGGGGGCCCGGCGCAGCGGCACCUGCUGCCAAGGGACCCCGCGGCCCGCCCCGGUGCUCAUGAUGGGGCUGAUCUUCGCCAAACUGUGGAGCCUCUUCUGUAACCAAGAACACAAAGUAAUUAUAGUGGGACUGGAUAAUGCAGGGAAAACCACCAUUCUUUACCAAUUCUUAAUGAAUGAAGUGGUUCAUACUUCUCCCACCAUAGGAAGCAAUGUUGAAGAAAUAGUUGUGAAGAACACUCAUUUUCUUAUGUGGGAUAUUGGUGGUCAGGAGUCUCUGCGAUCAUCCUGGAACACAUAUUACUCAAACACAGAGUUCAUCAUUCUUGUUGUUGAUAGCAUUGACAGGGAACGACUAGCUAUUACAAAAGAAGAAUUAUACAGAAUGUUGGCUCAUGAGGAUUUACGGAAGGCUGCGGUCCUUAUCUUUGCAAAUAAACAGGAUAUGAAAGGGUGUAUGACAGCAGCUGAAAUCUCGAAAUACCUCACCCUUAGUUCAAUUAAGGAUCAUCCAUGGCACAUUCAAUCUUGCUGUGCUCUCACAGGAGAAGGGUUAUGCCAAGGUCUAGAGUGGAUGACCUCCCGGAUUGGUGUGAGAUAACUUUUUUGCUUGAAAGAGACUGCUCUAUUUAUUGUGUGACAUGAACAUUUUUUCCUAGUACCUUUGGCUGCUAAGGCAGCAGCAUGUUUAAUUUAUAACAACACAAACCUCUGAGAGCAACACUUGAAUCAAGUGCAGCUGAACUGGAACAUAAAAGGUUUUUUCUUAACUUUUUUUUUUUUUAAUACACUAAUCUUCAGUUGGAUGAACAUAAUGUAUAACUAUGUUUUCAGCAACAAUUCUUCUGUUUAUUCUAAUUAUUCAGUGACUACCUUGUAAGAAAUGUUUGUCAUAUGCGUGAUGUCGUCUGAAAUAUUCUUAUAACCUUAAUGACCAAUUGCUUUCAAUUCUUGACCACCACGCCCUCCCAACCAGAGAAUUACUGGUUUGAUAGAGUAGUCAUGGAAACCAUCAGGUACUGUCUGCAAACUUCUCCAGCACUAAAUAUUUGUUCCUUCUAUAAACCAUUCAUCUUUCGGACAGAACUUACUAUAAAGAAAGAAAUCUGCCUAGAGGAUAUAUGUAAGGAAGAUUCCACAUCAUGAGUGCUUGCCUUUUAACUUCCCCCACAUUACUGCGAGUCAUGGAAUAAUAUUUAAGUUGUUAUUUGCAUGGAAAUUAAGUAGGCUGUUUAUUUUUCUAAAGGAAUCAAGUUCACUCUUCUGCCUGCAACAUUUGGUCAAAAACUAACCAAGGUAAAAUAUUUAUUGAAAAGCCCAGCUUUGAUGUUAAAUAUUCUUGAAUAAAUCUGAUAUUUUAAGAACGUCACAUUAUUCAAUGCAUAUAAAACUAUCAGAAGUUAAUAAAGCAUACCGGCACUAAAAAUAAGACAAUUGGAAUAUAUUUCAGUCUCAGUUGACAAACAACUUUAUUAUCAACAGAAAUUUUAGCUCUUUUCUUUGCAAGAUAUAUCACAGCUACUUUGGGCAGUAGCUAAAGCUGAAGUAUGAACAGUCCAUUUUGUUUCUUACAAUUUGAAGUUGUGUCUGUCAUAACAUUUUUACCACCAGCAGUAUAUUACUUAAAAAAACUACAUGGGUUUCCUUGAAUUUAUUUGACGAUAUUAUGUAAUAGACUUGAAACAAUUGCCAUCUUUGUAGUUACGCCUUGGGUUCUAAAAUCGUAUCAGAAACUGCUGAAUUUAAUCCUAGCUUUCAGAAUAUUAAUAUGAGACUCAAAGUUAAUAUUCUUAACAACUUAUAAAUUAAAAAGUCAUCAUCUAUCAAAAGUUUAUUGGAUGGCAUUAAAAUGUUUUUGAGGCAGUUGUCUAAUAUGAACAAUAAUCUAGACAGUAUAUUCCUUAAGAGGAAAGACAAGUAUUGUAUUUCGAUCCUGUUUAUUCAAAUGUGUGAUUUUGCUGAAAUGAAAGGGAUAAAAUGAAUACUUAGAGAAUAAUACUUCAUUUUUGCAGUAUUUUUUAAUUUUGAUGAAAAAGAUUCAGUGUUCGUAAUCUCAAAAUAUGUUUUCAAAAUUGGUAUUUUAUUUUUAAUAUUUUUGUAGGUUGAUUUAAAUUUUGCUCUUUUUUCAGGUGUUCUUGAUUUAUUAUAUUUAGUCAAGUUAAUUUAGUCGAAUGUGGUAACAUUUUUCUGAUUUAUCUUUAGCUGUAGCACACUCUUGAACUGAACAGUGGCCAGAGGAAAGCUUUCUGGACUUUGGAAAGCAGUUAACUUUGUUUUAAACCUUUUUCUUAGUGAUUCUAUAUCAAGUAGAGGAUAAGUUUAGUUUAACUUAGUUUUUAAUAUAACCCAUAAUCAAGAACAUGAGCAAAAAGCAGACAUAAAUCAAUAUGGAUGCUUUGUGGUGUCUGUGCGGUGUGGGGGAAUUAAGAAAAUGCCACUUACCUAAGCACAGUUUGCCUGAAUUUCUACUUGGUUAUGUUGUUUACCAUAAGUACUGAGGAUAAUUCCCCUAAGUCUGUCCUGAGAAAAAGCAUACUUAGUAUUCCUGUAUUUGUUCUUACGAAAUGAUUAUCUGCCUUCUUGUAUCUAGUAAGAUUGGCUGGCUCAAUUUUCUUCUGUCAGAUUAUAUGGUUAUUUUUUAUAUUGCCACAUCAGCAUUAUAUUAAAAGUGUUUUUAAUAGUUAAUUGUAUUUUGCCAACUACUAGUAUAGACUCAAAUUUGCUAUUUAAUUUUUAAAAUACAAUUUAUUUUCUAAAUCCUUUAAAAAAUAUUUGGUUAGUUUUGGAUUAGAAGUGAUUUAUGUUAGCCAUGUGUUGAAGAUGAAAUUGGCAUCAGUGUAGACUGUGCUGAUUGGGAAAAGUUCAUGAUUAGGAAAUUCAUGUAAGACUUUUUAAGAGUAUUUUUUAGGUUUUCACUCAAUCUUUCCUGUUACAGUAACGUGAAAACCAAUUAUUCUUUACUCCAAGAGAAUGUUUUAACCCAAGCAAGUAUCUAAUACUAGAGCAUUGGUUCUGCCAUUCAUUGUAAAUCAAUGAACUAUAAGAUACUGUCUGAAAAAUGUACAUUUGUAAUUAGUGCCUUUAUUCAUAUUUUGAAAUACAUUCUUAGUUUUAUAUUAUACCUGUUCUUUGGAAGUCACAUUAGCAGCUAAUUAUUUCAAUGAUGAAAUAAUUUGUGUUUCAUAUCCCCCUUCACCUCCAUGUAUUGGCUAGCACAGUUUAGAGUAAGUGAAAAGCAGGGGACUGUUCUACCUUUUAUUUUUAAUUUGAAAAUAAGGAAAUUAAAUUUCAACAGAAAUCUUUUAAGUAUGUUAUAACCAAAGUGUUCAGUUAUCCUUGCAAGUUCAAAUACAGCAUUUUUCUUAAUUUUGAGCAUGUCAUGUCCUUCAUCUUUAAACCCAUCAGUCAUACUGAAGCCCAUUUGAGAACUCUUAGAAUUAAUAGAACCUUUUAUAAGGGAAUAUGCUGAAUAUUUUUUAUUGUUAAUGUAACUUAAUUCCUUAAAACCUGGAAUAUUAAUAUAUAUAAUCUAUUAAAAACUGAAGAUGAAAUAUGUAAUUUUUGCUUGUAGUUUCUUGUGUUAGUAUGCUUAAAGGUAUCAAUAUUUUUAUUCUAUAUUCAUUAGAAGAAAGGUAAGAAAUUUAAGUUUCAUUGCUGAAAAAUUUUCAGUGGGUGCCACCCCAUAGCCAUAGUCAUUUUGAUUAAGCAUAAUUUAACUUUCAUUAUAGCAUAAACAGAAAAUAAUUAUUUUACUAUGGAAACAGUGCUAGGCAGUGCUGUAAACAAUAUUCUCUGAAAAGUUGUGGGGCUCACGAAGAAAAUUUUAAAGAAUGUAGAAGCUUUUUUAAAAAAUAUUUGUAGUUUCUUAGGACAAAUUAUAAAUAUAAUUGUUCUGAAUAAUCAAUUUUUAUUUAGUCCUUAACUAUGUAAAACCAUAUCAGUAGAAAGAUGUACUGGUGUCAUGUCUUAAGAUGGAUAAAUUUCAUUGGAAUUUAUCUUUGAAGACUAACUUUAUGAGGCAGACUGUUCGUCUACGGCUUUGGAACCAAAAAAACUUCACCCUGAUUCAGUUCUAAAGGCUAUUUUACAUUUUGCCGGGGUAAAGUGACUUCAAGAUACAGCAUGGUGUCUUGUAUCUAGUAGAAUAUUGUGCUAUCUAAAAAAGUGGAUUUGAGCUCUAAUUUGGCCAUUUCUCAGUUGUCUGGUUGACCUUAGACAAUUCGUGUCCACGGUUUUCCUUUUGUUUUUCUCAUACUGAGGAACUUAAACUACAGCUCUAAAAUGUCUUUUGGUUUUAAAAUUCUGAAUUCUUAUAUACUACUAUUAAAAAUUAAAAAUCUCCCAAAUAGUAGGGAAAUACAUGUAAUAUGAAAUUAAAUGUAUCUUUAUCCAUUAUUUGAUUCCUACCUGUUAUUUUAUUUAGAUUAUGAAUACAGCCAAGUAGGGAAAAAAGUAUCAGUAACUGCUAUUCAACUUAAAUUCAGCGAAUAGCUAAUGACAAUGCAAAAGAGAAAACAAGCCAUAUUGCUAAGAGAAGGAUAGUAAGCUGCUUAGAAAGAACCAGCCUGUGUUGGAAGUAAUUCUCUUCUAGAGAAUUUACCUUAUUUUCCUGGCUUGUACUAAUUGAAUGUAAGUGGUUAGUUUGUUCAGAGUUUAUUGCCUUUUGAUGCCACCCCAAACUACAGUUCUGUGUGACUUUCCAUAUUGAAAGAGUAGGGUCAGUAGCCAGGUUGUCAAUCUUUUACAAAUGUCUACAUAAAUCUGAAAGUGGUUUAUAUUCAAGGUUAGUUUUUCAGUAGUGUCUCAUCCUUAUUGAUUCACUAUUACUGUGAAAAGUGAAAUCCAAAAGCCAGGUUCCCCCCAAAAGUAUUUUUUUUUUAAUUUUAGGUUACCAAAAUAAAUAGAAAAAGACAUAAAAAAAUCUUCAACUAUUCCAUUUUAAAUUUAAAGCAGGAAAAAAAAAAUUGUGCCCAUCAGACCUAAAGGCAGCUUUAAGUGUAUAUAGUUUGGUGAAACAUUUGGGAAAUAUUAAUUUUGGAGGUUUAGAAGCAUACCGAAAAACAAAUUCAAAGCACUUGCAAGUAAAGACAAUACCAUGGGGUCGAAAAAUCUUCAAAAGGAUAUUAGAUAAGAGAAAAUGUGAAUGAAAGCAAUGAAUUUCUGCCUCUCCCCGUAUUUAAGGUACUUAAAAUUACUAGAAAAUACAGUCUUUUUACCGUAGAGCUAGAUGGCCUGUAUUAUUAUUAAUGUGGCCAAAGGAGUGAAGACUGAUUAGGGAUUUAGAAUUUGGAACUGUAGUCACAUGAAGGCAUCUUUUGCAUUUCUUAAACUAGUAAUCUACAUUUUCUCCUGGAAAUGGAGAAAUAUAAAAUGUGCUGUGUAUAGCUUUUGGAAUAGAAAACAAAGUUUUAAAAGAAUGGAUAUGUUUUCUUGCACAACUUGUAAAAUUUUAAUUAAAAAAUUACCUCAUUUUUCUACCCAUAAGGUGCUUUGCUCAAGUAUGUGGGAUGUUGUACCAUCCCAUAAAAACCCCCUUCACCCAAACUGUAUUUGAAAUAUGCAGAAUUCAUAACUAAGGGAUAGCAUUCCUUGGAGAUUUUGUUUUGUUUUACUCUUGUUUGCCACCAGCUGGGCCAACAUGGUAGAUAUAUCAGAUACACAUACGGUUUUCAUUAAAGCACAUAGGAAAGUGCUCGGUCAAUAUUUAAUUAGUUUAAUUAAAUAAGGGAAAGGAGAAAUCCUAAAUUGGAUUGAUUCUAUUGUACUGUGAAUAUAUUUCCAUCAGUGUUGGUAAGAUAUCAAAUGACCAUCAGUUGAUCCCAGUCAUCAGUGACUUUUUUGCAUGUGUAAGCCCCAUUCACAAGAGACAUAAUCAUUUUAGUCUUUAUAUUUUCCCUCAGGAAAUGUAGGGACUCCGAAAGCCCCUAUUUUAUUCUCUUGGAGUAAACUGUUGAGUGUAGUUACAAAAACUUGUAUUUAUGAUUUUAAAAAAGUUUAACUGCUAUUUCAUUGAAAGUGUGAAAUGGUCAUUUUUUUUUCAAUUACAGAAUAGUUACAGAUUUUACCAUGUUCAUCUGUUCCACAGAGCAUGUUAAAAACAACAACAACAACAAAAACCUAACAGCAAUUACAACCUCGGUGUUGGGUUUAUUCUAAUCAGAGUGAAUGAUUAUAAUCACACUUUGCUAUUGUAGCAUAAAUUGGUGCUUUAGAGCAUUAAAGAGGAAGCAGCAGGCCCUGUACUCAAUAUUUAUUAUUUCUUGCCUCAGAAUGCAAAACAACUUUAAAGUGUCUGUAUUCAUAUUUAUGUGCAUUUCUUAAGAUUUAAAUACAAACUGUUGUUACUCCUCAAGCUUCAGACUUUCUGCGAAAGCUCUAAGAAUAUUUUAGUUUCUAUGCUUGGUCAACUAGAAGAUGGUAUUAAUAGGUCAGAAUUAGGAAUUGGAUGGCUCUGUGGGUCCUCUGGUAUUGUGCAGAGGAAAGAAAAAUAUCUUUUACACCACAGACUGCACGUCUGAACCCCAGCCAAACAGAUGUGUUCCAUUGGUCCAAUAUAUAAGCAUUAACAACAACAACAAAAAUUUAAAGCAAGUAAAUUAAUGCAUUCACAUUAUCACUUCUUGAAAAUGGUUCAAAGCAUGUUUUCCUGAUGGUGGGAUUGUUUAAAUGCCAUGUUUUAAAGUUUUUAAUACUUUAUUACUGUUAUGAAGUGCUUCUUUUAUAUGUUAAGUUUAGGUUGCCAAUACUUGUAAUUUUUAUUUUUGCAAUUAUGUUAUAAUGAGUUGUUUGCAUGCCUAUUUAACCCAAGUAAAAGGAUGCUAUUUGCUCUGGAAUGUUCAUCUUUUAGACAGGUUUUGGCUCAUUUCCAAUCAUGGUGCAAUAUAGUGUAACUUUCAUUUGUUUUCAUUCAACAGUUUUAUUUUUGUCAUAAUAAAUAAUUACUUUUCCAAUA